Molecule: messenger RNA, 1468 nt
Organism: Cynoglossus semilaevis (tongue sole)
Lineage: Eukaryota; Metazoa; Chordata; Actinopteri; Pleuronectiformes; Cynoglossidae
Exons: 3
Coding region: 139-1269 (376 amino acids)
Source: RefSeq, a predicted model, not a curated record
CCAAACGUGGAGCAGCUGGAGUCAUUAGCCACUCUGGAGCUACAAGUGCUGCGUGCAUCAUCUUUAACCUCAAACCUGUUCCAGCUGGUCACUCACUUGGUCUGGUCGUGGUAUGGUGUUGUUGGCAAAAGCAGCACAAUGAGCCUUACCAAAUGUUUGAGGCUGCUUGUGAUUUGCGUUUGUCUUCUGGCUUCUGUUGUAAACUGUGAGAAUUCCCAGAAAGUGGGAGUCCACAAAGACACAGAUGACAAAACAUUUCAUGACCAGUCUGUUUUCACAGUAAUUGGAAAGAAAAGGGACAACGUUCGGCAAACUUUCAAGCAUCACCCUGUUCUCAACAAACCAGAUGAGAUGAGAAGGUUCAGCGCUGGAGUGAAAAAGGACCCCGAGGGCAAAGCUAUCCCCUACUUUAUGAAGAAAAUUAAGCAUAAUCGUCCUAAUCCUGUUUUAUCAACUGGUGCAGGAAAAUUUCCUAAGUAUUCCCAUCAUACCAGAAUCAGGUCGAGUAAAGGGUUUUCACCUAUCCAGGUAGACCAACAAAGAAAGAGGAAUGGUCUUUAUUCCCAUUGGAAGAUACACAAUGCCAACAGCCGUGGCAUCAGUUCUCCUCAUUCCUUCAGAUCCAACAGAACGAACCCUUUGCCAAAGGCAUUGAAAUCGGUAAAAGAUAGUACUGUUGGAGGACGGUCUUCUGGCAGCAGAUCAUCAGGAACAUUGGUGGCUUGGAGUCCCAGGUUCUUGAAUACUGAGGCAAUGUCUGAAACAAAAGGUUACGCCCAUGUGCGACACAUUAAGCCUGGUUCAGAGAAACUGCAACAUCAAGCUAGUUCACAUGCUGGGAUCAAGCUCAUGGGACACCAUGGCAGUCAGUCUGUGAGUGGGAAUCACAACCAUAAUCCAGAACUGGGAUCUGGUGCUCAGAUAUCAAGUGAACGCCACACAAACCAUAAUCUUGGAAAACCACCUUCUGGAAGCUUUAAUGGCCGUUUACCAGUGAAGUCACAAGUCCCUGUUCAAGGCAAAUUCAAACCCUUCCAGAGAGUGGAUUCACAUUUUGAUCUCUCUAAUCACACCCAGAAAUUUGAAGAGACCACUGCUUUGCCUAGUUUGAACUCCACCGUUGGAUCUUCAACAACAGUCUCUCCAGUUUCUCAGGAACUUGACACAAACUCAACGUCACCCACUCAGCCAUUCGAACCAUUGAUUAGCCCAGAGGAACCGUCCAGCAAUUCAACAGAAGCUGGCUCUUUGGAUCAAAACAAGGAGUAAAGCCAAGCACUUCUGUUAAUGUCUUAUUUAGAAAUGGUACAACCUCAUCUGCCAAAUUCUGCUUCAGUGAAGUAGAAAGUUGAUAGAAUCGUCUGGUAAAGCAAUAUCUACAAGCUGACCUCCAGAAAGCUUGAGUUUUGUUGUAAAGUAACUGGAAAAAAUGUGAUUUGAAUGAAUAAAGGAAAAAAACAAAACAAAA